Tigriopus californicus is the source of this 1087-nucleotide messenger RNA. RefSeq names its product zinc finger protein 865-like. The transcript has 3 exons. Lineage: Eukaryota; Metazoa; Arthropoda; Copepoda; Harpacticoida; Harpacticidae. The record is from RefSeq and is a predicted model, not a curated record. Bases 149 to 1066 code for a protein of 305 amino acids.
GUCGGUCGGGCUAGAAGCGCUUCUUGAGCGGAAACUCUUCCAAAUAAAAAUGGGUCCCCUGGAUGGAUGGCCCAUCAUUUGGAUCUAAACCAUCCCCGGGAUAACAACCAACAAAAGCGACCACACUCUCUGAAAAGAUAUAAUCAUCAUGGCCCACAAACUUCAAAAGUCCUCUUCCACGUCUACAAAACAAGUUCAGCAGAAAAACUCGUUUCAAAAGAAAGAAAGUUAUGGUUUGGAUGAAGCAGAGCUUGAUGUCGAUUAUAUAUUGAGUUACUUUUCAAGUAAGCCGGUUGCGCCGAUCAGGACCCCACACCCCUCCUGUAUUGCCAAUCUUGGUUUUGAUUUGGCAAUAGAAGCGGCCAAGAGGAAGAAGGCUGCCCAGAGAAAACAAAUUUCUUUUCCUACCGCCUCUGCCGCUCCUGCCUCACCCGCCGCUCCCGUCGUUCCUGCCGCUCCUGCCACUUCUACCACACCCACCAUUUCUGCUGCUCCCGCUGUACUUGCCGCUCUUGCCGCUUCUGCCGCUCCUGCCAAUUCUGCCACUCCCACCAUUUCUGCCGCUCCCGCUAUUCUUGCUGCUCUUGCCGCUUCCGCCACUCCCGCUAUUCAUACUGCUUCUGCCACAUCUGCCGCUUCCACCAUUUCUGCCACGCCCGCUGUCCUUGCCGCUCUUGCCGCUUCCGCUGCUCCUACCGCUUCUACCACUCCCACCGCUCCCGGAGGCCUUUGUGAUCCAUUCACUUCGGAGGAGUUGUUGACUUGUGGCUCAUGCGGGAAAACAUUGUCAGAAAAGAGUGCUUUAAUUCGUCACAAGCAGGUUCAUGACGAAGGCUCUAAGAAAUACGUCUGCGGAGUGUGCGGCAAAAGGCAAAGACAAAGAUCAAAUUGGAAGCAUCAUGUCAUGACUCACAUUGGCGAAAACAUCCCACCGGAGAUUUAUGCCACAUUGGACGAUGAUUACAGGGCACUUUUGGCUGGAGAUGAAAGCCAUGUGCCUCGAAAUAUAUACGAGAAGCGGAUGGAAGUUGCUCGAAAGAAGAGGAUAAAGUUCAAGAUUCCGUGAUUUCCUCAUAUUUCUGGUUUG